Messenger RNA from Ficedula albicollis (Collared flycatcher), 1124 nucleotides. It is a transcript of the gene CTSZ, whose product is annotated as cathepsin Z. The transcript is spliced from 5 exons. NCBI's taxonomy places the organism in Eukaryota, Metazoa, Chordata, Aves, Passeriformes, Muscicapidae. The record is from RefSeq and is a predicted model, not a curated record. Gene Ontology annotation, molecular function: cysteine-type endopeptidase activity. Gene Ontology annotation, cellular component: lysosome. The annotation marks the transcript as partial.
AAUCUGCGGUUUUUUUUAAAAACAAAAAACCCCGGCCCGUCCUGCUCCGGGGGCUGCCGGCGCUACCUCCCCGCUCCUUCCCCCCGCAGGACCCACCCCCGCCCGCACGAGUACCUGGACGUGUCGGCGCUGCCGCGGAGCUGGGACUGGAGGAACGUGAACGGGGUGAAUUACGCCAGCACCACGCGGAACCAGCACAUCCCCCAGUACUGCGGCUCCUGCUGGGCCCACGGCAGCACCAGCGCCCUGGCAGACCGAAUCAACAUCAAGAGGAAAGGUGCUUGGCCUUCUGCCUACCUGUCUGUGCAGAACGUCAUCGACUGCGCGGACGCGGGGUCCUGCGAGGGCGGGGACCACGCGGGGGUCUGGCGGUACGCGCACGAGCACGGCAUCCCCGACGAGACCUGCAACAACUACCAGGCCAAGGACCAAAAGUGUAAGAAAUUCAACCAGUGUGGAACUUGUGUCACCUUUGGAGAAUGCCACGUGAUCAAGAACUACACUCUCUGGAAAGUUGCUGACUAUGGGUCUGUCAGUGGAAGAGAAAAAAUGAUGGCAGAAAUCUACAAGAAUGGACCAAUUAGCUGUGGCAUAAUGGCUACUGAAAAGCUGGAUGCCUACACAGGGGGACUGUACAAGGAGUACAACCCCUCACCUACAGUGAAUCACAUCGUGUCUGUGGCUGGCUGGGGAGUGGAAAAUGGGACAGAAUAUUGGAUAGUUCGUAACUCCUGGGGUGAGCCCUGGGGUGAAAGAGGAUGGCUGAGGAUUGUGACCAGUGCCUACAAGGGUGGAAGAGGAGGAGACUACAAUCUGGCUAUUGAAGAGGACUGUGCAUAUGGAGAUCCUAUACUGCCUUGAUUCUUCAUGGUACAGCUUUUUGUUUAGGUACUUUGUUUGGAAGCUUCCCAGCACAACCUCCUUUUGUUUAAAGAAUAAUAGCCUGAGACUCUUUCACAGUUCAACACCAUCAGGCAGUUCUGCAAGAUUAGCCCAGGUGCAACACACAAUGCCUUCAAAAAAUACUGAACUGCCCUAAUUUCAUUUACAUCUUGAAGUAAUUCACCCAUGAAGGAGCUGUCUACCUUGAUGCACAGUAUUAAAAUCACACUGACUGAAUCACA